GUGGCAUGUAGUUGGUGUUUUUUCCACUAUUUUUCCGGCACUGUUUGGCUCUCUACGAAUUAAUAUAAUACGUCUGUCAAUUUUUUUUUUAUCAGGAGGCUAACUUCUGUUAGCUUCCCUGUCUAUCUGCAACAAUGACCACCAUCGUCCAUGAUACUACAGAGGCAGUAUGCCUCUCAGCUGAAUACAGCCUGUACCUUAAGCCCAUUGCCAAAAUGACCAUCAGUGUGGCACUGCCCCAGCUCAAGCUGCCAGGCAAGAGCAUCUCCAACUGGGAGGUAAUGGAGAGGGUAAAGGCCAUGGUAGCUCCAGAGCAGUUUUCAGCCCUGCGAAUCUCUAAGAGCACCAUGGACUUUAUCCGCUUUGAGGGAGAGGUGGAAAACAAGACGGUGGUCAAGAGCCUGCUGGGCCGUCUGGAUGGGAAAAGCAUCAAACUCAGUGGAUUUACUGAUGUACUGAAGGUUCGUGCAGUAGAGAAUAAGGUGGACUUCCCUACACGUCACGACUGGGACUCAUUUUUUCGCGAUGCCAAGGACAUGAAUGAGACACUGCCAGGAGAGAGACCUGACACUAUCCACCUGGAGGGGCUUCCUUGCCGCUGGUUCAGCCAGAAGGACAGCGUGUACCCAGACCGGCCCUCGGAAGAGGUUCUCAUUGCUGUCUUUCAGACAUUUGGCAAGGUGCGAAAUGUUGACAUCCCCAUGCUGGACCCAUACAGAGAGGAAAUGCUGGACAAAAACUUCAGCACGUUCAGCUUUGGGGGCCAUUUGAACUUUGAGGCUUAUGUCCAGUACCAGGAAUAUUGUGGCUUCACCAAGGCCAUGGACACUCUGCGCGGCAUGAAGCUGAUGCUCAGAGGAGAUGAUGGAAAGGCAGUGGCUUGCAACAUCAAGGUGACCUUUGACACCAGCAAGCACCUGAGUGAAUCAGCUCUGAAGAGGAGGAGCCUGGAGAGGAUGAAGUUGCAGGAGCUGGAGAGGCAGAGAGAGGAGCAGAAACGGCGGGAAAAGGAAGAGGAAGAGCGUCGUAAGGAGGAGGAGAGGAAACAGAAAGAGCAGGAAGAGGAGGAGAAGGAGAGGAGGAAAGAGGAGAGGCUGCGGAAGCGAGAGCAGAAGCUUCGGGAGAAAGAGCAAAGGAAGAACCUGAAAAGGGUGAGGCGACAGCAGGAGGAGGAGCAGAAGAAGCUGCAGAUGAAGAUUGCAAUGGAGGAGAGGAGGCUGCUGCUGGCUCAGCGCAACCUGGAAUCUAUACGGCUCAUUGCUGAGCUGUUGGCCAGGGCCAAGGCCCUGAAGCAGCAGCAGCAGGAGAAAGAGAGGGCUGAACGCGAGGAGCAGGAAAGGCAGGAGCAGGCUCGGCAGAAAGAGGAGUUAAUUCGGCUCCAGCAGCUGGAGGCCUCCCGGCGCAAGCAGGAGGAGGAGCUCCGCAGGGUGGAGGUGGAGAAGGAGCGAGCGUUGGAGCUCCAGCGCCGGGAGAAGGAGCUCAGAGACAGACUGCUUUGCAACCUGUUAAAGAAGACCAACGGAAGAGCCACAAAGCCUCCAGGCACACAGGACCAGGCCGGGCCUGUGACGACCGAGGAGGCCUCUGUUCCUGGCAGCACCGAUGUGAUGUUGGAGGUUCUGGGGCGGGUGAACGGAGUGAAGGCAGCUGAGAGCAAAGAGAAACAAAUUUCCAAAUCUAGUGUGCACGCCCAUGUUUCGGGCAAAAACAGAGCAAUGGAGGAGAGGAGAGGAGGGGAGGACAGAAAGAAAAGCCGGGAGGGAAGGAGGGGAGAGGUGGCGAGGAGCAGGCAUAGCAGGGAGCGAGUGAGGGACCAGGACCGCUCCCACAGAGACAGGAGCUCCCGCAGCAAGGGGAGGAGGAGGCGCUCCCACAGCCACAGCAGGAGGAGAAGGAGCUCCAGCCGCCACAGGAGGAGCUCCAGUCAUCACCGGAGGAGCUACAGUCACCAUGGCAGCAGGAGGCUCAGCCAUAGCAGCAGGAGCACAAGCUCAAGUAUAGACAGGAGCAGGAGCAGCAGUGGGAGGAGUUACAGCGGGGGGAGGAGUCAUAGACAUAGUCACCGUAGAUACAGCAGAGGCAGCUCCAGGAGCAGCAAUAAAAGCAGAGAGAAGAGGAGUCACAGUCGUUACAGUCGGAGAUACAGGAGGCACAGCAACAGUAGAGACAGGAGCCACUCCAGGCGACGCUGAACUCAUCACGCUAUUUUUGGUCCCUUAGUAAAGUGAUGUGGCAGCACACCAAUUAGCAGAGGAAGGAAUCUUAGGUAUUCAAAAAACUCCCAUAUAAAAAUCUGAUCAACUCUACAGAAUCAACUGAAAUAACAUAUGUAUGUGUAACAUAUAUGUGUAAGGCAUGUAAGUUGUUGUAGCUGAUUCAGUGGAGUUGCUUUUACCUUUUUAAUAUUUUUUUUUUUUCGCAUUUCAUUUUGUUGGAUUGAAGCUGCUGACGGUUUAAUUUGCUCAAAUAUUCAGUGUCUUUGCAUAAAAUGCCAAAUUUACUAUUUGGUUUUAUUAGAAUGGUAUUCUUUGCCAUGUGUGAAAGAUAUUCUGCCAUUCACCAGUAUUCAUUUGGAGUUGAGUAGAGAUUAGAAUAACAAGAAUAAACAAAAUUGGAUAUUCAAAUUUGGUUCCAAUUUAGUGAUCCACUACAGACACCAAUCACUGAUAUUCAUUACAUCGGCAGAUGAGAACACGGACUAGCCUCUUGAUGACCUUUUCUUCCUCAGGUUUGUGCGUGUCACUGUGAUGUGGCAGCAGGCUGUUCAUUCACACCUGCAGCUCAACUUCAGAAAAUAACAGAAACAGUAUCCUGUACUAACAUGCAAUCAGCAUGAAGUUUCAAACACUUUUACAUCAAGCCUCCUUCAGUCACAUAGACUAGUCCUCAUGGCUGCUAUUGGACUAUUGGACUGUGAUGAAUGACUGCUGCUGCAUUUCAAAUGUGAAGUUUCCACAGACUCUAAGACUCAUACCUCUCUGUUUAGGCCGACGGUGUUUAGGCCGACUGGUGUCAUUGUCGUUGUUUUAGCUGCUCGAAAUAUUUCUUGAAACACUGCUUCAGUAUUGGCUGUUUUGGACAGAAUUUUUGAUUCACAUGGUUUCAGUUGAGAAAGACUGACUUUGUUUGUUUUUGUUUUGAAGUUCUGAAUGUUUGAGAGAACUGUUUUCUUUGAAAAAGAGGCUGUGUUUGAAAUCACUCCAUAUUUACUAUUUACUGCACUGCACUGUUACCCUCUGCUAUUUUAUUUGAGCGUCCCCAUUGUGUGAGUGUGAAAUAUUAGAAAUAUCGUGCCCUUAAAAAAAAUCCACAAUGGAUCGAUAAAAGUUGUGUGAAUGGCAUUUAAACUAUUGAGUGUCCUCUGUACAGGGAAUAGUAAACAAAGGAGUGAUUUCCAACACAGGGUUGUUAACAUCAUAAUGAUGACGGCUUCGCUCAGCAAGAUGUGGUCUCCCUCCCUCCUUGGUCACAUGUGAGUCUUGAAUACAACGAAUGGAUUUCAGACCACUGUAGUUUCUCAAGUUUUGUUGUUCAGGAAACCGGCUUCUGGGAUUCAAACCUCAAACCAGCACAGUACCAAGUACACAUGGGGUGCUAGGAACUACGAACUCCUGCUUUCAUGCUUGUGUUGUAGCACCGGAUACAUUUCUUUAACCUUACUAGUAACUGUACAGAUCUUGACGUUGAAUUUGAGCUUGGGAGAAAUCGGUCUUAGUUUUAUUUGACGCUUCUGCUUUGACACACGUCACAGCGAAGCCCGUUUGUUCUGUACACUGUAUGCUCAUGAACUGCUAGAGCAUGUCUUGCGUACACAUGGUUAAAAUAAACAUCCAAGCGGAGAACUUUUAGAAAGCAUUGUUUUCUUUCA
This is a messenger RNA of Toxotes jaculatrix (banded archerfish), 3868 nucleotides long. It is a transcript of the gene akap17a, whose product is annotated as A kinase (PRKA) anchor protein 17A. Bases 135 to 2192 code for a protein of 685 amino acids. The record is from RefSeq and is a predicted model, not a curated record. The transcript is spliced from 7 exons. NCBI's taxonomy places the organism in Eukaryota, Metazoa, Chordata, Actinopteri, Toxotidae.